AGCACAAUCCGUCAACACAGGUACCGUAGACAUCAUCUAUAAGGCAGUCUUUGCCACCAACUCUGGUUACCCUAGACCUUCACAGCGACUUCUCCAAUCACCCCUCCCCCUCCCCCGCCCCCGCCAUCGCACCUCAGCUACGAAUUUUGACUGUCAAAGGCGUUAUCGCAGCUCUGUGACUCACAAACAGACAAAGACAACCAACACCGAACCUCUCAUCAAUCGUCCUGAGUAAACUUAGAGUUAUUGAUAGAUAUCAGAUCGCCGAAAAUGGCUUCAAAAUCACCCGUUCUGCCUGAGGAGGGUAAGCGCAACAUUCUAAUUACCAGUGCCCUUCCCUACGUCAACAACAUUCCGCAUCUGGGCAACAUCAUCGGCAGUGUUCUCUCCGCCGAUGUCUUUUCUCGCUAUUGCAGAGCGCGAGGCUGGAACACCAUCUACGUUUGUGGUUCCGACGAGUACGGUACUGCUACCGAGACAAAGGCCCUCGAGGAAGGUCUUUCGCCCGCCGACCUUUGCGCCAAGUAUCAUGCCCUUCACAAGGGAGUCUACGAUUGGUUCCGAAUUGACUUCGAUAUCUUCGGCCGAACACCCACUCAACAACAGACCCAGAUUGUGCAGCAGAUCUUUAAGGAGCUCUGGAAGAAUGGUUAUAUUGAGGAGCGAGAGACUACUCAGCCUUUUUGCUCGCAUCCUGCCCACGGCAAGUUCCUCGCAGAUCGAUUCGUCGAGGGAGAAUGCAGCAUUUGCCAUGACCCCGGAGCACGCGGAGAUCAAUGCGAUGCCUGCGGUAGCCUUCUCGACCCAUUUGAACCCGAACGCGAGCCCAGCACCUCUGAUGAUGACCAUGUCGAGGCUAAAGCGACUGGUUUCCUGAUCAACCCCCGCUGCAAGGUCGAUGGAACCACCCCCGAGAAGCGAAAGACGAAGCACCUUUUCCUUCGCCUAGACGCGGUUAAGGACUUGCUUGUUCCCUGGUUCCACAAGAGUAGCAAGGAGGGAGAUUGGAGCACAAACUGUAUUUCCAUCACCCAGUCAUGGAUCGACAAGGGACUCCUUCCCCGUGGUAUCACUCGAGACCUCAAGUGGGGUGUUCCUAUUCCCAGGGAUCUCGAAGGCUUGAGUAACGAGGAGUAUGCAGAGAAGGUCUUCUAUGUUUGGUUCGAUGCUUGCAUUGGCUACGUCUCUAUCACCAAGAACUUGGUCGAUGGUGAUAACUUGGAUGGCACGAACUGGGAGAAGUGGUGGAAGAACCCUGAGAACGUCAAGCUUUACCAGUUCAUGGGCAAGGACAAUGUACCAUUUCACACUAUCAUCUUCCCUGCCUCUCAACUUGGAACAGGAGAGAACUGGACCAAGGUCCACAAGAUGUCGACAACCGAGUAUCUCAACUAUGAGGGCGGAAAGUUCAGCAAGUCCCGCGGCGUUGGAGUUUUUGGAAACACUGCUAAAGAGACUGGCGUUGAUCCUGAUGUUUGGCGAUACUACCUUCUAUCCAGACGGCCCGAGUCCGCUGACUCUGAGUUCAAAUGGCAAGAGUUCAUUGACUGCAACAACAACGAUCUUCUCAAGAACCUCGGUAACUUGAACCAACGAAUCCUCAAGUUCACUCAGGCCAAGUUGGAUGGCGUCGUUCCCGACUACACAAAGUACACCGACGAGCGGCUAGAGGAGCACAAGAAGGAAGUGAACGAGGCCCUCAAGACCUUUAUCUCACAGUUCGACGCCAUCAAGCUCCGCGCUGGCCUUGCCACCGUUAUGCACAUCUCUGCCCUUGGCAACAAACUUCUGCAGGACAGCAAGCUGAACAACCAGCUUCUGGCCGAUGAGCCAGACCGCUGCGCUGCGGUGAUUGGUCUUGGUAUCAACCAUCUCCAGCUCCUUGCAAGCAUCGUUCAUCCUUACAUGCCCUCUACUUCCGAGGCCAUCCUGGAGCAGAUCGGCAGCCCUGGCUUGAUCUCCAUUCCUGAGACAUGGUCAGGAGACCUCGUCAAGCCCGGCCAAAAGAUUGGCGAGCCCAAGCUUCUCUUCACACAGAUCCCUGCGUCUAAGCUUGAUGAGUGGCGCGAGGCCUUUGGUGGUGAGGAGAUCCGAAAGCAAAAGGCCCUCGAGGCAGAGAAGGCGGCGGCGAAGAAGGCUGCUAAGGACAAAAAGAAGCAAAAGAAGCUCGCUCUUCGUCAAGCUGAGAAGGCCGGUGAAGCUUCUACCGAGGAGAAGCCUGUUGAGGCCUCUGCUGUUGACCUGCUCCCCGACAACAAGCCCUCUGAGACAUAGAUGCAUGUGCACCAGAGUGAAUCGGAGUUGGCGUUGGCAAAAGAAAUUGACUGGGUAUGGACGGUGCAUGCAUGAGGAGUCGCUUAGAAGCGAUCAUGGGUUGCCGAGCUUAUUUUGAGGGGUUGCCGAACUGUAGAGUAGAUUCUCAAAUCAACUUAUAAGGGAUGACUAGAUCAUGAGCUAGAUGGCUGUUGAAUUUAGUGUACAAUAUGUUUGAGUUUAGGUAUGUCAAGUUUUCCUCUAGACUCUGUCCUGUGCCCUUUAUGGGUUCAAGGUCAUAUGUCGGCCAACUCAGACACACAUACGAGAGGGUAGGUUCCCUGUCAUGCAAUAUAGAGAAACUUGGCCAUAACGCAGAAGCGCUUUAAAUCAAAGAGCGCAAAUGAGGGCCAUGCGUAGGUCUACAGACGUGGUGUCUAAAAGGGGGA
Fusarium verticillioides 7600 is the source of this 2702-nucleotide messenger RNA. RefSeq names its product methionyl-tRNA synthetase. Gene Ontology annotation, biological process: methionyl-tRNA aminoacylation. The record is from RefSeq and is a predicted model, not a curated record. NCBI's taxonomy places the organism in Eukaryota, Fungi, Ascomycota, Sordariomycetes, Hypocreales, Nectriaceae. The transcript has 2 exons. Gene Ontology annotation, molecular function: methionine-tRNA ligase activity; ATP binding. The coding region runs from base 271 to 2274 and encodes 667 amino acids. Gene Ontology annotation, cellular component: aminoacyl-tRNA synthetase multienzyme complex; cytosol.